This is a messenger RNA of Cinara cedri, 1658 nucleotides long. The record is from the annotation of a GenBank genome assembly. Lineage: Eukaryota; Metazoa; Arthropoda; Insecta; Hemiptera; Aphididae.
AUGAAACUUUUAUUGGAGCGUUGUCGCCAACAUUUUUGCACUGAAAAUCUAUACAAGGUGUUAAAAACGGAUCCGAAAAGUACAGCCAAAGAAGGUAUUGGUAUAGUAGGCUUUCAGUAUUUUAGUUGUAUUAGGUAUUGCAAAUUAUUUAAACAUUACACUUGUUUCGUUUAGUUCGUAAAGCGUAUUUGGAGUUGGCAUUAAAAUAUCAUCCAGACAAAGUCCCCGAAAAAGAAAGAAAGUUUGCGACGGAGAAAUUUAAAGUAAUCACUCAAGUGUACUCAAUUAUUAAUGACGAAGAGAAAAGGAAAAAUUAUGAUGCCAUUGGUAAGCUUUGUAUUAAACAAAUUUUUGUACUUAUACGUAAUUCCAAACAUGUAUAAUUUUCGAAUUAUAAAGUUAUAAAUCAACUGAAUAGAUUUAACAAAUUCUCUUAAUCUCCAUUUCAAUGCACAUUCAAUUCGUUCUUCAUAGCUUUCACCUAUCAUCUUAUUUAUUAUAUUAUACAGUAAUCAAACUGGUUUUGUAAUCUAAUGUCUUGUAUUUUUUUCUUUUUUCAAUAUUAACUGUUGUGACCUAAUGAUUUUACAAAGUUUCAAAAUAAAAUAUAUAUGUAUAUUUACCUUAAAUCAUUGAUUUCAUUGAUUUAAAUAAAUACAUAUUAAAUCCAUGCACCAUAAAUUGUAGAUAAUAUGAAAAAUAUUAAUUGCAUACACAAAUUGAUUAGUAUUGAUUAAAAUGGUGUCAGAUAAUAAAUUCGUUCUGAAAUCUAGUCCACCAGAGUUAAUAAAAUUAAAUAUAUAAUGAAAUAGGUCACAGAUCUCUCUGGAAAUGCAGAUGCCCACGCUGCAUCAUUCGUAGACACGCCUAUUUCCGAAAUAUCUAACAUUUAUUUAUUUAUUUAAGUUAAGGAGGGAACGGAAUGACAUUUAACUGCCUUAAGUCUACCAAAGGAUUCACCCUACUGCCACUAUGAUCAAUUGAAACGUUUUUUUUACGUGCUUAUGAAACUAACAUCUAGGUUCUAGAAAACCCUACAUAUUGAAGCCAUUUUUGUUACACGUGCCCAGAAAUUACAACACGCAUGGAUAAAAUACAAUUUUUGAUUGACUUUUAAUAAGUGUCCUGCUAAGGUUGUCGCAUAUAUUACAAACAGAGAUUUUUUAAUAAUAUAAUACGAAAUAAAAUAAUUAUAAUAUGACAUUCUAUACGAAUAGCUGACAUUUAAACAUUGUGUGUACCAUAAUCAUUCAGUUUACGUAAACAAUUAUACAUUUAACUUAUAAUAGUUUACAACAGUAGUUUUAAAAAUGUUUGUGAUUAAUUUUGUACAUAUUAUUCCAACAGUCGCCAGCCGUCAGCCAAGAAAAAAACCUUCCAUCUGGCGGGAAAGAGAACAACCUACCUGCUCGCAGCCAACAGAACAAACUAUCGAGGAAUUAGUAAAUAGAUUCGAAACCGACUUCGAACCAUUCGAUGACUAUCGAUCAACGUUCAUGGACCAAUUCAAAUACUUUGAUGAACAUACAAGAAAAAUGGAAGAGAUAAUGUGCCAAAUGCGCCAUAUCGGUAAUCUGUUACAUAGAUUUAAGGAUAUUAGGGCCGAAAUGUAUCAUCAUUCGAAACGUAAAAUUCCAAAAUAUUCUGAAGAUUAUUAA